Messenger RNA from Petromyzon marinus (sea lamprey), 5273 nucleotides. It is a transcript of the gene FBXW2, whose product is annotated as F-box and WD repeat domain containing 2. Lineage: Eukaryota; Metazoa; Chordata; Hyperoartia; Petromyzontiformes; Petromyzontidae. Gene Ontology annotation, molecular function: protein binding. The record is from RefSeq and is a predicted model, not a curated record.
CUCCGGCGCGCGCGCGUGGUGCAGGUGGCGGCUUACCCCCCUCCCCCCCCCUUAGACCACCACUCGCUCCUCCCUCUCCCUCGCGCGGCGUGCGCGGGUGCGCGUGCUUCCGGGGGGCGCGUGGGUGCCGAGGCAGAGAGUGAUGUGGGCCGUGUUAUGGAGGGGUGCGAGUUUGAGUCGUGGCUGCAGCAGGUGUCGCGGGGCUUCGUGUCGCUGUCGGACGGGCAGCGCAACGCUGUUCUGGACGUCCUCAUUGCCAGCAGCGGCCCCACGCAACUGCGGCACCUGUCGACGCAGCUCGAGUCACUGCUGAAGCGUGACUUCCUGCGCCUGCUGCCGCUGGAGCUCAGCUUUCACCUGCUCAAAUGGCUGGACCCCAGGAGCCUGCUCACGUGCUGCCUAGUGUGCCGCUCGUGGAAUAAGGUGGUGAACGGCUGUAGCGAAGUGUGGUUAUCUGCAUGUCGUGAGCUGGGCUGGCGAGUUCCGGAUGAGUGCAGCACGCAGGAUGGCCGCCACUGGAAGUGCGCCUACAUCCAGGCCAACCGGCGGCUGCGUCAGCUGCGAAAGCAGCAGGCCUUUGAGACCUCCUCGCUUCUGGGACACAGUGCGCGUGUCUAUGCCCUCUACUACAAAGAUGGUCUACUGUGCACAGGCUCGGACGACCUCUCUGCCAAGCUGUGGGACGUAAAGACGGGGCAAUGCGUGUACGGCAUCCAGACGCACACGUGUGCUGAUGUCAAGUUUGACGAGCACAAGCUGGUGACGGCGUCCUUCGAUAAUACGCUGGCGUGCUGGGAGUGGAGCACGGGCAAGCGCACACGCCACUUCCGCGGGCACACUGCUGCAGUGUUCAGCGUGGAUUACCGAGAUGAGCUGGACAUCUUGGUGAGCGGCUCAGCCGACUUCGCCGUCAAGAUCUGGUCGCUCUCGUCCGCCGCCUGUCUCAACACGCUCACCGGACACUCGGAGUGGGUCACCAAGGUAACAAUGGUGGUUUUUCAGCAAAGCAUGGUGGAGUCCCUCAUGCACAGCCCAGGAGAAUUCAUCCUCCUAAGUGCUGACAAGUACGAAAUCAAGGUGUGGCCCAUCAGUCGUGAGAUCAACUGCCAGUGCUUAAGAACCCUGUCUGUGAGUGACGACCACACCAUCUGCCUGCAGCCUCAGUUGCACUGCGAUGGGCGCACGAUCAUGUGCGCCUCUGACCUCGGAGUCAUCCAGUGGGAUUUCUCCAACUACCAGCGGCUCAGGGUGAUGAAAUGUGGCGAUGCACCGCCGAUGUCGCUGCUGCGCUUUGGCGAGACGUUCGCACUGCUGCUGGAUCAGCGGAGCCUGUGCGUGGUGGACGUGCGCUCGGAGCGCUGUGUGGGCACGUGGCCGCUGCCCUCGUACCGCCGCUCCAAGCGGGGCUCGAGCUUCCUGGCCGGCGAGGCCGAGUGGCUGCACGGCUUCGGCGGCGGCAACGACCGGGGUCUGGUGUUUGCCACCAGCAUGCCGGACCACAGCAUCCACCUGGUGUUUUGGAAGGGUGACGGUUGAGCGCCGGGAAGCAGUGCAGAGUAAGGAAGUGCGAGCGGUGGCUGGCAGUGGGGGGGGAGAGCCAUCGGUUUAUAUCGGCAGUCUCCAGCGCAAGCUCUCAACGGCAAUGGGGGGGGGGGUAACCCCUGAAAGGGCUAUGGCCGUGUGAUGUUGACAGAAGAGUAAGGCAGUUAAUCCUCUUAAAAGUAAGGCAGUUAAUGUUUUAAUAAGCUGACCAUACACACCCCUCAUGCUCCUUUUAGUAAGCUCAAUUAUAGCCUGGGGUUCCAUAUUAAACAAAAGCCAUUUGUGCACGUGUGUAUGUGUAUUAUAUACGCGCGCACACACACACACAACUAUAGCUGUGACUGCUUUUAAAUUUAUGCGUAAUAUUAGCAUGACCAUGUUCACCCUCGUCAUAACUGAUAACAGCACUCUGCUGAUAUUUUGCCAAUAAGUGAGAAGAGGAAGAAUGUUGAGGAAGCCAGUUUGCACGACAUGGUGCAUAAGAGCUGUGCAAGUGGUGCUCUUGUCUGUAAGAGUCUAGAAAAGGCCACUGUACUCUCUGCAUGGGUCACAAGCUUAUAAUCUGCUGGAAGGCUCGCUGCAUCAAUAUUGCAACAAAGGGUGCUGACUUUAGCACAGAGCCAAGCUCGUCGAUGGUGCUUCAUAAUGACGGAACACAUUUUAACUUUAUUUUCUCCAGUCAUUGCGGCGCCAGCUUCAUAGCCAAGCCCUGUUUGACCGAGGAUUGCAUCAUUCUGGUCUUUGCAAGUAAGGCAACAAAAAUGAAAAAAAAAGUAUUGGCUUUCUUUCAUUGCGUCCGUGUCUUUUUUAAUUUAAUAUAUUUUUUAUAUAUGUAUAUUUAAUAGCUCGAUAACAAUAAAAUAAAUUGUACAGUUUAUACGGAGUUUAUGAGCCAAAUAAAUAUGGUUAUUGGCCUGUGGCUAACUGGAAGGCAUCAAGUGUCACGACUGAGUGAGCCUCUGCAUUGCUGCACAGGGCAUAUUGAUGUGCAAAGUCACCGAGUGGGGAAUCUGGGGAGAUUUGGUUUGUUUCCCACCCACCCAAGCGGUCAACAUUUGCAUGAAGCACACCUUGAUGCAGACGGGAAAGCAAGAUACUCACUAGUACGUGCCAGUAUCAGUCACACCUUAAUAACUGUUUUGGCUGUUACUUCUCUAUAUCAGUCUAUAUAAAGGCUGGCUGUAAUGUUGAUUAAUUUAUUUUUGAGCAUCUCAUUUAUUUGACACUGUUCACGAUCCAUCAUUUUUUUAUUUCACUCUAUACUUUUGGUUGCAGCUGGGCGGAGAGUACCGUAGUUGUUUUGCUGCUGUUGAGUGGGUUUAUUUUUCAACACCUUUUCCAUUAAUAAUAACACAUCUUAAGAAUGUCUUGCGGAAACAUAUUUAUGCCUUUAACCGUUAAAGCCCUACUAGACCAGAAGACAUGCAGGAGGUCACAGCUUUUACAGUUUCAAGGAGAAUGCUGCAGAUAUAAUCUGUUAAUUGUUCAAUCGAAAGUUCCUGAAUUGUCAGCGUUAUGUAAUAUAAAACUUGAACACCUGUACAAAUAAAUGAAAGUCUACUAUAGUUUUCUGUUUGUUUUUGAUUUAUUGAUUUAAAUGUCAUUUUUUGCUUGCCAUUCUAUAGCCUGCCAACAUAUUUUGUCAGAUGCUUUUUCCUGGGAACGUUUGAAAUGUAUAGUCUUAAAUAUUUCACCAAUGUUAAAGGAUAAACACCAAAAUAAAGCUAAACGAUUAUAUUUUUAUCAUGCUCAAUUUCAUUUUUUUGUUUGCAAAUUAACUCAGUUUCUGUAGAUGCGCAUUGUAAAGAAAUAUAGACGCACCAUUCAUCGGGUAAUCCAACAAAAUAUGAAUGUAUUUAAGAAUGUUGUGUUACUCUUGGUUUUUUCCCCAAUGAAUAAAAUAUAUUCAUAGUUUUGACAAUCUCAAAUAUGAAAUGGUUUUUGCCAAGAAUAUUACUGGUGUACAUUCAGAAAAUUAUCUGCACUCUGAGAUAAAUUCACUUAUUUUUUCCUGCUUUCACCAUCACCUUUUCUGUGCUGCACUCAUUUCACGGCCUAUACACAUUUGUGCUUUGUUAUCUGAGUGUAGUUUAUCUCUCCUGUGCUAAACAUGAACAAGGGUAAUCGUGUUGGCCUCUCUCUGCUGCAGUAUGUAAACAUUACUAAUGGCAAUGCAUGCACGCUUUUUUUUUACUCUUGGCCAAAUCGGCAAUCCUGAAGGUUUUGUGCUGGCAGUCUGCUAGUAGCCUGAAAAUUCUGUUUGGUGAUGACCUGGCAGUUAGUUAGUAGUGGGGGGUGUAAAAUCUGUCUAAUAUCCGCAGUGAGGUUGCAACUGUGAUUGCAUUACUUUUAUAGGAGUUUAAAAAUCACUGUUAUGCUUUCCCCGUCUCUGCACAUGGCUACUUUUGUUGAGAUACGCUUGAGGAUGCUGCUGGUGCUGCGGUGUAACGGUUAGUACUCAGGACUUGUCGCCGGUUCUGUCUGGCGCAGCAGCUGAAACAAUUUGCGAGUUUCUUACAUCAACCCACCUUUGACCACCCAACAGUAUUUUGGGUACAGCGCAGUUGAUCAGCAGAUUGUGUGUGAUAUGGCAAAGUGUGGGUUAUCGUAUCUCUUCCAAGUUGUCCGGCCAGCAUGGAAGAGUAGGCCAGAUACCCUUUAUAGGGUCUCUAUCUCCCUCAAGUGGAAGCCCUUCUGCCAGCAUUGGCGUGAGCAAUACAUUUAUAGCGCUGUACAUCAUCUAAAAGUUUAUCUGAUGUCCAUUCAGUCGUGCGUGUUUCCUGAAUGUAAUGUUGAAAACAAGACUGGUCUCGUGCAUGCAUGUUGCUUGUUUUAGCCGUUGCUGUAAAGUGCUGAAUGAACUAUUGGGCACAAUGCAACGUAACAGCUUGGAGGCUCGUAAGAAAGUGAGGGGGGUGGGACUACAGCCCCUCUUAACUCGGCAAAUGCAGGUCAGCUUCAAACGCUAUGUAUUGUUGUGCGUCUUUAACCUGAUCAUUCAUUUUACAGAAAGCAGACGAUCUGGAACUGAGAUGAAAUACAUCUGAAAGCUCAAGUUGGCUUGCAAUGUAGUUUAAAGUAGUUGUGUGUGGCCAAGAGUUGAGAGAGAUUUAAAACUAGUCACGAGUUUUAUCGUGCCUUUUUCAUGUUGAAAAAUGCACUGUUACAUUUGCUUUUAAAGCUAGGAUUCUUAUGUUUUACAGGUAUUUGAGUACUGAAAGCAAAUUAAUCCAGAACUUCCUUGUAGUAAUACAUUUAAUGAUAACAUGCUUAUUACUAAACACUGCAGUUUAUCUUUAGAACGCAUCACUAAAUGUGUGUAUUCAUGUACUAUGUACAAUUUACUGUGUAUCUUACACUGAUAAAACAUUUGUUUAGCGGUAUAAGUUGGGAUAAAUGCUUACAUCGUAAGCGUUUCUUGAGCAAUUUAGCAUAUCUAAACCUAUUUCUGUGUUUUUAAGUUGAAUGUCAUUUUGUCACUGACAAUUUUUGGCAUUAUUUAUGUACCUGACGUUGUACACUGCGGUCUUAGAUAUUCAAAAAGUAAUCCUAAUUGUAAGCAUUUUUUGUCAAACAGAAUUGUUCUGGGGCUCUUUAUGGCUUCCGAGAAUAUCAAAAUGACUCAUGGUUAACAAGGAUAAACUGAGCGUCUCUUCAUCCACUAGCGCUGUGCUGUGACUGUCCCUUGUGCAACCUGUUCCUCAUUAAUAAACCACUCCUCUCCUGUUCCA